AUGUCAGAGCAAAAAAAGGCUUUGGCGCGUCCACCAACAGAUAAAGAAUUAUUUAACUUUAAAUUUAUCAGAGUUCUAAAUGAAGACCCACGCGCAAAAACCAUUAAUGUUCUCGGUUCUCUUCAAGUAAACAUAAAUGAAAUUACUUUAUCUGAUGAUGAGUCGACAAAUUAUGCUAUCUUACUAUUAGAAAAAACUCAUUUUCACAAUGAAGAGGUUGCAAAUCUUUCACGCGAACGUGUUGAAAAAUGGCUAUUUCAUGAAUCGAAUGAUAUUUAUCAUCAAUAUUUCGGGACCACGAAAACCCAAGUGAAUCUACCAGAUUUCAAAGUGACAAUUAUUUGGCCAGCUACUGAAACGCCCUUUUUUCAUCACAAAGAAGACUUAUUAAGACCAUUUUCUUUGUUAAAUCAAAAGCAUAUUCAAAAAUAUAGUCUUCAAUCUCGACACUUAAUUAAUGAAACACCAGCAAUAUAUCACCAAGUCGUGAAACCAUUUAUCGAAUCAAUCCCUCCUAAUAGGAUAACAUGGGUUUACAAUAUUCUCUCAAAGGAGAAAGAAUCAGAGAAAAUUUUAUUGGAGGAGAAAAAUGACGAAAAAGGAUUCAUACUUUUACCAGAUAUGCAAGAAAUGGGAUGGCGUGACAUUGGAGAAUUAAAAAGUAAAAUUCUCGAGUUUGUGCCAAUUAGAUUUCCUGGAGUUGGCGCAGAUGAAUUGAGACUUUUUGUUCAUUAUCAGCCAUCAUACUAUCAUUUUCAUUUGCACGUUACUCAUAUUUGUCAAGAUAGCAUCCCCGGUGGAAUUGUGGUGGGAAAGGCUCAUUUAUUAGAUACUAUAAUUGAUAAUAUUGCAAAUAUAGCUAAUGAUUAUUAUCAAAAAGCAACUCUGACAUAUGUAAUCGGAGAAAAUGAGGCAUUAUUUGAACCCUUGACUAAAAUUGAUACAUAUUGCUAA
Messenger RNA from Ambispora gerdemannii, 954 nucleotides. Lineage: Eukaryota; Fungi; Glomeromycota; Glomeromycetes; Archaeosporales; Ambisporaceae. The record is from the annotation of a GenBank genome assembly.